AUGACCAAAGGACAGGUGGAUCAGAGCUUCCCCUCCCCGCCCCCAGCGCUGCACCAGGGGGGCGUGAGGCAGUACCUGCAGUUCCAUCCUGACCAGACCGUGCGCAUCCUCCACGCCAGAGUGGCACAGAAGUCUUAUGGCAACGAGAAACGAUUCUUCUGCCCCCCUCCGUGUGUUUACCUCAGCGGACCGGGCUGGAAACUCAAACAAGAGCAUCUGAAAGCCUCUGGCCUGGGCGAGGGCAGCUGUCGCCUGAGUGGAUAUAUGAGUCUGGACAGCACAGAGGGCACCCCGGCAGACACCUUCAAACUCACCCUGGAGGAGCAGCCUGAUCACAGGAUGUUUGCGUGUGCCAAGUCGCUGUACAUCUCGGACGCGGACAAGAGGAAGCAUUUCCGUCUGGUGCUGAAGCUGUUCUUCAACGGGGGCCAGGAGGUCGGCUCCUUCUACAGUCGGCUCAUCAAGGUCAUCUCCAAACCCUCGCAGAAGAGGCAGUCCAUGAAGAACGCAGACUUGUGUAUCUCCUCAGGAUCGCGUGUGUCGCUGUUCAACCGUUUGCGUUCCCAGACGGUCAGCACGCGCUAUCUGGCUGUAGAGGACGGGGCCUUCGUAGCCAGCGCCCGGCAGUGGGCCGCGUUCACCAUCACACUGGUGGGCGAGCAGCAGCCGUCUACGGGCCAGGGCGAGUACCCGGGCUGUGAAGGCUACAUCUGCUACGGCUGUGUGGUCCAGCUGGUCUGCACCGACACCGGAGUGGCCUUGCCUCCCAUGGUCAUUCGCAAGGUCAAUAAGCAGCACGCCAUCUUGGACGUGGACGAGCCAGUGUCCCAGCUGCACAAGUGUGCUUUUCAGUUCAAGGACAACAACCACAUGUACCUGUGUCUGUCCAACGAGAAGAUCAUUCAGUUCCAGGCCUCUCCGUGUCCAAAGGAGCGUAGUCGGGAGCUGCUGAACGACGGCUCCUGCUGGACCAUCAUCGGCACGGAGAUAGUGGAGUACACCUUCAGCGAGAGCCUGAGCUGCGGCCAGGGCUCCAUCAGCCCUGUACCUGUCAUCACGGCCCUGGAGUUAAAUGGCGGGGGCCACGUAGCCAUGCUGGAGCUGCACGGGGAAAACUUUGGCCCCCACCUGAAGGUCUGGUUCGGAGAUGUGGAGGCAGAGACCAUGUUCAGGAGCCCCAAGUCCGUGCUGUGCGUGGUGCCUGACGUGUCGGUGUUCAGCUGCGAGUGGCGUUGGCUGCGGCGGCCAAUCACAGUGCCUCUGGCUCUGCUGCGUCUGGACGGCCUGAUCUACCGCAGCCCGUUCUCCUUCACCUACACCCCGGAGCACAGCGUGCCCGCCCAGUCGCGUCGCCCCGGGGGAGACGCCAGCGCCGACGGGGGGGACUCGCUCAUCCACACCAUCCACCAGGAGUUCACGCGCACCAACUUCCACCUGUUCAUGCAAAGCUAGCGUUAUAGCGCUAGCGUAGCAUAGCGGCCGGCUGGUGUCCUGUUGCGUUCCGUUCCGUCCCAGACACAGUAAUUGCAGUGUUAAUUCAACACAUUACGUUGAGGGACUCAUGCAAGCGAUUUGGCAAAGCGAAUCAAAAUUCGCAACAAAGCAAAAAUAUCCAGCCAAGU
Engraulis encrasicolus (European anchovy) is the source of this 1622-nucleotide messenger RNA. It is a transcript of the gene rbpjl, whose product is annotated as recombination signal binding protein for immunoglobulin kappa J region-like. Gene Ontology annotation, molecular function: DNA-binding transcription activator activity, RNA polymerase II-specific; RNA polymerase II cis-regulatory region sequence-specific DNA binding. The transcript is spliced from 11 exons. Lineage: Eukaryota; Metazoa; Chordata; Actinopteri; Clupeiformes; Engraulidae. Gene Ontology annotation, cellular component: nucleus. Gene Ontology annotation, biological process: regulation of transcription by RNA polymerase II. The coding region runs from base 1 to 1452 and encodes 483 amino acids. The record is from RefSeq and is a predicted model, not a curated record.